AACGCUCAGGACUCAGAUGGACUACAUUAUAAUACUGAAAAACACUGGUAAACAAGAAUAAUGGACAACCGGAAUGUGCUAAAUAAUGCCUCCAAUGACAUCACCCCGGUUUUACGGCUGUUAAUCGUAGGCCAAAAAAGAACAGGAAGAAGUUCGGUGGCCAACACAAUUUUGGGCAAGGAAGCAUUCAAUACAUGGGGUGGAGCGGAGAGUGCUGUAGCACAUGGAGAAUCUGAAGGCAGACACCUGAUGGUUGUAGACUCCUGCGGAUGGGGCUCUGACGAGAACCUGGUCCCCAAACAGGAGAAACUGGAACUAUUUAAUGCCCUCUCACUAUGUGAGCCCGGACCCCACGUCCUGCUUCUAGUCGUUCCUCUUCUGCACUUCAGCCACUCUGAAAGAGCUGCUCUUAGGAAACGUAUGGAGAUCCUCACAGAGGGUGUAUGGCGUCAUACUAUGGUUGUAUUUACAUUGGGUGACCGUCUGCGUGACAGCAUACAGGACUACAUUCAGGCAUCUGGGUCAGACCUCCAGUGGCUGAUGGAGAAGUGCAGGUACAGGUAUCAUGUUCUGAACAAUAAAGCACCGCAGAACAGACAACAGGUAUGCAGUCUGCUGGAUCGGGCGGAGGACAUGCUAAUGGAGAACGGAGGAUGGCACUUCUCCUUACAUAUGUACUGCAGGAUGGAGGAGGAGUGGAAUCGAAGAGAAAGGGAAAUGAGAGAGAGGAUUCUGGAGAGGCAAACCAGUCGAGGACUCGCUGUCGUUCCUAAUCACAGUCGACAAGGUGGCCUGCAUGUGAACGAUACGCUACUGAAAUUAGUUUCCCAUGGAUAAACCCUGGAUACAGGACAUUAUUCUUUCAGCAUGAACUCAUAGCGAACUGUAAAUAUGUCACAGUCAGAAAUGGUUGUAAAGUUUAAUUAAUGUUUGAUGACUAAAUUGGGGGAGAUAUAAGGCUUCAGUCAAGGAGUCUUAUGUUAACAUUUCACCCAUAGUUAACAAACAACAUACAAACAGGGACGGAAAAACCCAGCUGAAUCUGUAUGUAUAUAACCAGUCACAGAGAUUAAAUGAACAAUAUUAUUGUAAAUGUUAUUUAUAGGGCCUUACGAAAGAUUUAUUUUAAAAUUGUAUUUAUUUAUUUUUUUCAAAUUUCUUUUUCUUCUUAUUAAUACAUUUUAGUAAUCAAAAAGCUUAGUUAAUUCAAGAACCUUAUUCAGUCUAACAAGUUUUUAAGAAUGUAAUGAACACGUUUUUGUAGGAAACCCUAUGAUCUGUCACGAUUUCUAUAAGAAAUUCUGACUUAUUUUGAUGGGUUGCUGUAAAAGUGCUUGAGUUUCUCCAUGUAAAUGAUAUCCUCAAAUUAAAACAGCAAAAUAUUUUACAAGUUGGUUUGACUUAAUAAUCUCAAACAUUUGUUUAAUUUGACAUUGGUAAAGCGACACUACUUUUGAUUCAUUCAACCGAGCUUUCCAAAUUACAUUUCUAUGACUGAUUUUCACUAUUGAACUUACACUCACCGGCCACUUUAUUAGGUACCUGUUCAACUGCUCGUUAAUGCAAAUUUCUAUUCAGCCAAUCACAUGGCAGCAACUCAUAGGAUUUAGGCAUGUAGACAUGGUCAAGACGAUUUGCUGCAGUUCAAACCGAGCAUCAGAAUGGGGAAGAAAGGUGAUUUAAGUGACUUUGAACAUGGAAUGGUUGGUGGUGCCAGACAGGCUGAUCAGAGUAUUUCAGAUACUGCUCAUCUAUUGGGAUUUUCACGCACAACCAUCAAAUACUCAAAUAACUUAAAAUAAACAGCCAAGGUAUGCAGUAGGGUAUCUCUGAACGCAUAACACAUUGAACCUUGCAGGAGAUGGGCUACAGCAGCAGAAGACCACAACGGGUGCCACUCCUGUCAGCUAAGUACAGGAAAGCGAGGCUACAAUUCACACAGGUUCACCAAAAUUGGACAAUAAAAGAUUGCAAAAAAGU
Messenger RNA from Danio aesculapii, 1980 nucleotides. RefSeq lists its product as uncharacterized. The coding region runs from base 61 to 837 and encodes 258 amino acids. The transcript has 2 exons. The record is from RefSeq and is a predicted model, not a curated record. NCBI's taxonomy places the organism in Eukaryota, Metazoa, Chordata, Actinopteri, Cypriniformes, Danionidae. Gene Ontology annotation, molecular function: GTP binding.